Messenger RNA from Esox lucius (northern pike), 1875 nucleotides. RefSeq names its product R3H domain and coiled-coil containing 1 (gene r3hcc1). Bases 314 to 1540 code for a protein of 408 amino acids. The record is from RefSeq and is a predicted model, not a curated record. The transcript is spliced from 9 exons. Lineage: Eukaryota; Metazoa; Chordata; Actinopteri; Esociformes; Esocidae. Gene Ontology annotation, molecular function: nucleic acid binding.
CGCCAUCAUUAGUGCUGCUGGCAAAAUACUAGUCCGGCUACUACUGGGCUUUUCUGUUGUUUUAACUUGGAAGUUAUUCCUGAAUAUUUUAUUUGCCAGGCACCACUUUUCAACUUGUUGGAAGUUCCCUUGAAAUAGAAGUCAAGUCUGAUAGGGCAUAAUCCAAUGACCGAAAGGUACACAGACCUGAUAACUAGCCAACACUGCAUCUUAACCAAGCAAACUCUCAAACACACCCACGUCACCCCAUUGGACCACCCUGGCGUUUCCUUUUUUCCUUCCCAAGCAAGAAAAUGAAUUCAUUCACACAGUCAUGGACGAACUGGAUUCUUACCUACAGAGGGAGAACCAGAAAAGCGUCCUACUCUUUCCCCCUCUGCCUAGCAGACUUCGCUACCUGAUUCACAGCACCACAGAGAAUCACCCUCCCCUUGUGACCUUCUCUGUGGGGGAAGGCUGGGGUCGCAGGGUAGUCGUCUGCUACUCACACCUCAGGCUGGAUCUGGGGGACGACAGUGACAAAGACCGUAAUGCCAGUUUCUACGAGGAGACUUGUAGGGGGGGUAGGGUACUGCUUGGGAGCAGACGUCACCCCCCUGCCCCACCCAGCAGAGGGAACCCCAAACGCCCUGAUCAGGCCAUCUAUGUCCCCCGGGCGGCCAGGGACAAGCAGCGGAACCGCGGGGGUUCCUUCCAACCCCGGGUGGACCCUGACGAGCAAUCGCCCACUCUCAGCUCCGCUGCCUCCCAGUCCUGUUCCCCCAAGCCUCGCUUCAGCGCAGAAGAAACCCCGUCUGAUUCGCUAUCCGAAACCAUACCGGUCGCCGACACCAGUCGGGACUUGGUGCCCACUAGCACCUCCAACACCGCGCUGGAGGAGGACCUCACUCUCCGCUCUGAAAAGGGACACUGGCCCCCGACCUGGGACCAGGUGUCCUACUUCAUGGCCAUGAGCCUGGAGGACCGGACUGUAGAGCCGCAGGAGGAGGGGCGCCCCCCGGAGGAUUCUGUGGGUAGUAGCAAUGUGGCUCCCCACCAGCCCCCUCCCCCCCAUACUGACGCUGCUGGGGACUUGGCUUAUAUCCGCCAACAGAUCACAGCCCAACUGUCAGAGAUGGACGUGACCAUCGAACACGUCCACAAUGACUACUCGUGCUUUGUGGACGCGUGGAUUGACCAUGACGAGUUUGCCCAUGUUAUCGAGAUCUACGACUUUCCUGCUAUGUUCAAAACGGACGAUCUGCUGGAUGCCUUCUCAGACUACAGUGCUGGGGGCAUAAAAAUCAAAUGGGUGGACGAUACUCACGCCCUGGGUGUGUUCUCCAGUCAGUCUGCAGCCAUUGAUGCGCUUUCCAUUCAACACCCUCUCCUGAAGACACGGGCUCUUUCUAAAGGGAGCAAGAAGGCCAAAGGGAAAGCCAUUAGACGAGCAGAGUUUAUCCAGCCGGUGAAAGAGAGACCACAGACAGACUCCGUGGUGGCCCGGAGGAUGGUGGCCAGGGCUCUUGGAAUGCAGAAAGCGCGCCCUCAACAUUUCUGACUGCGACAAGCCACUGUCAUCUGCUGUGGGUACAUUCUGUGUUCUGGACUACAGCAGGUGGGAUUGCAUGCAAGAUAGACUUUCUGCUACACGAAGCAUAUCACAGUCAUCGGAAUGAUUAAACUACAUCACUGUCCCACAGUUAAAAGUGCAUUUCAAGAGGCCAACCCUUUCUGCUGUUUUAAAGUUGCAGCAGAGAAAAGAGAACUUCGGCACAUGCAGAGAUGCCCAGAACGCCGCCUCUUCAGUGUCCCUCAUCCUGAAAUAUAUUAGGUUCGUUGCUGCUUGUAAUAACAUAUUGCGAAAUCUGUUCAUAAAUGCAAUAACAAACUCUA